UUAAUUGGCCAGAUACUUCCGGAGCAGUUGAAUGUCCCGUAGCCGAUUUAACUGUCAAAAUAUGCGGAAGGAGGAAAGAGAUGGACCGAGAUUUAUUUUCCGAUAUUCGGAAUUUCGGACGAGAUCAUCUUAGAAGGAGUGAAACUCGAGUGACGACGGAAGACGGUCGAGUAUGGACAGAAAAACAAGUAGGCAGCGAAUAUUGCGCGGAAUUUAAGGGAUACACGUGGGGUUACGUGGUAGACGAGAAACCCGACCUGCAAGUUGCGGUCGUCCUUCCUGGAUUAAUCUUAGCAUCUCAAGAUGUGGCUCAAGAUUUGAACAUACUGAAAAGUAACAAUAUCACUCAUAUAUUAAAUUUAGCAUAUGGACAACCAAAUCAGUUUUGCAGUUAUUUUGUUUAUAAAAAGUUAAAUGUCAGGGAUGAUCCAGAAGAGAAUAUAAAGCUGUAUUUUGAAGAAUGCUUUAAUUUUAUAGAUGCUGGUCUUCAAAAUGGUUGUACUUUAGUUCAUUGUAAUGCUGGAGUAUCCAGAGCAGCAACAAUUGUCAUUGGAUAUUUAAUGAAUCGUCAAAAGAUGACACUUAAAGAGGCAUGUCAACAUGUAAAAAAUGCCAGAUCUUCCAUUAAGCCAAACAAUGGUUUUAUGAAACAGUUGAAAGAAUAUGAAACAGAAUUGUAUAGUAAUGUAUUAAAUAAUAAAGAAUUGAAAAACUGAUAAAUUUGU
This is a messenger RNA of Centruroides sculpturatus (bark scorpion), 725 nucleotides long. RefSeq names its product dual specificity protein phosphatase 19-like. The transcript is spliced from 2 exons. Lineage: Eukaryota; Metazoa; Arthropoda; Arachnida; Scorpiones; Buthidae. Gene Ontology annotation, cellular component: cytoplasm. The coding region runs from base 81 to 716 and encodes 211 amino acids. The record is from RefSeq and is a predicted model, not a curated record. Gene Ontology annotation, molecular function: JUN kinase phosphatase activity. Gene Ontology annotation, biological process: regulation of MAP kinase activity; protein dephosphorylation.